UCUCCACCAUGCCUGAGCCAGCCAAGUCCGCGCCCGCCCCGAAGAAGGGCUCCAAGAAGGCCGUGACCAAGGCGCAGAAGAAGGACGGCAAGAAGCGCAAGCGCAGCCGCAAGGAGAGCUACUCGGUGUACGUGUACAAGGUGCUCAAGCAGGUACAUCCGGACACGGGCAUCUCCUCCAAAGCCAUGGGCAUCAUGAACUCCUUCGUGAACGACAUCUUCGAGCGCAUCGCGGGCGAGGCGUCGCGCCUGGCGCACUACAACAAGCGCUCGACCAUCACGUCUCGGGAGAUCCAGACGGCCGUGCGCCUGCUGCUGCCCGGGGAGCUGGCCAAGCAUGCCGUGUCCGAGGGCACCAAGGCCGUCACCAAGUACACCAGCGCCAAGUGUAACUAUUAAGGAUCUCGAGAGGAAGACAUCUUGGAUUUAGAACGGGCCUUGAAUCUGAAGACAGCUGUCAUCCUGUAAGAAGAGGAGAGGACAGGCUCACAGGCAAGGAGCUGUGACGGAGGUGGAGGUUGCAGGUGUGCUGCAGAGGCCAAGGAACGCUGAGACUUCAGGCAACCACCGCGGCUUGCGGCCCAGAGACACCAAAAGGUUGGACACGCCAGCCAUAGAAUGAAUGAGUCCCAGGAGCAUGGUGAUUUCGGACUUCUGGGCUCCAGAACUGCGAGGGGCAAGGGUUUCUGUUGUUUAGUACUGUCAGUUUGCAGUAAAUUGUUGCUGGGAGCUCCAGUAAAUUACAUUAACGGUGACACAAAAGAAAACACUCCCAGCUCCCUGCUCUCCUAGCCCCUGGACCUGAUUUAGUUUUCCUCAGAGUACUCAUCACAACCUAAAACUUAUUUUAAAAAAAUUGAGGGGCCAUUUCAGUGUCUGUCAUUGUUAUAUAUUGUCACCAGCACUUUUUA
Molecule: messenger RNA, 910 nt
Organism: Phyllostomus hastatus (greater spear-nosed bat)
Lineage: Eukaryota; Metazoa; Chordata; Mammalia; Chiroptera; Phyllostomidae
Product: histone H2B type 1-K-like
Exons: 3
Coding region: 9-398 (129 amino acids)
Cellular component (GO): nucleosome
Molecular function (GO): DNA binding; structural constituent of chromatin; protein heterodimerization activity
Source: RefSeq, a predicted model, not a curated record